This is a messenger RNA of Leptonychotes weddellii (Weddell seal), 1767 nucleotides long. The record is from RefSeq and is a predicted model, not a curated record. Lineage: Eukaryota; Metazoa; Chordata; Mammalia; Carnivora; Phocidae.
AUCACUGUCCACAUCUCCCUACCAAGAUUUACGAUAAAAUAGAGAAACCAUGUCUUCUCUCCGAAUACACCGAGAACUACCCUCUCUAUCACUCUUACCUGCCCAGAGAAUCCUUCAAGCCCAAGCUGGAGUACCAGAAAGGGUCCAUACCCAUGGAAGGCCUGACCACAUCAAGGAGAGAUUUUGGGCCUCACAAAGUGUUACCAGUGAAGUUCUACCAGCCCGACCAGUUCGUCCGAAGUGAAGAGAACAUGGAUCUGCUCACAACGUAUAAACAAGAUUAUAACCCCUACCCUGUCUGUCGAAUGGACCCCAUCAAGCCUCGGGGCAGUAAAUACCCAUGUGGUGACAAGAUGGAGUGUCUGCCUACUUACAAAGCUGAUUACUUACCCUGGAACCAACCAAGACGAGAGCUCCUUCGUCCAGAACACCACUACCGGCCAGCAUCAACCAGGUUUGAUAGUAGAACUACACACCAGGAUGACUAUUCUAUAAAGGGCCAAGUGAACACCAUGAGCUGUAAGCCUCUGGCCAUGCCCAAGCUCUGUAACAUACCCCUGGAGGAUCUGACUAACUACAAGAUGAGCUACGUGGCCCACCCUAUGGAGAAGCGCUUUGUGUAUGAAGCAGAGAAGUUCAGACCCUGUGAAAUCCCCUUUGAAAGUCUUACCACCCACAAAGAAUCCUACCGGGGCCUGAUGGGAGAGCCAGCCAAGAGCUUGAAACCGGCAGCCAGACCCUGCGGUUUAGACACACCUUUCUCUAACACCACUGAGUUUCGAGAUAAGUACCAAGCUUGGCCAAUGCCCCAGAUGUUCUCCAAAAUUCCUGUCACCUAUGUCCCUCCUGAAGAAAAGAUGGACCUUCUGACAACAGUGCAGGCCCAUUACACAUACCCUAAGGGUGCCCCAGCUCAGUCCUGCCGACCGGUGCUCUCAGUCAAGAAGGGUGGCAGCCGCUUUGAAGGCUCCACUACCACCAAGGACGACUAUAAACAGUGGCCUGGCAUGUGCCCAGAACUAGUCAAGCCUGUUCCCCAGCUGAACAUUCCCACCGAGCCCUUGGAUUGUCUGACCACGACUCGGGCCCACUAUGUGCCCCACCCACCCAUCAAUACCAAAAGUUGUAAGCCUCCCUGGGCCGGCCCCCAAGGAAAUAUCCCUGUGGAGGGCCAGACCACAUACAGCAUCAGUUAUACUCCCAAGGAUAUGGGCAGGUGCCUGGCUUCCUACGCUGAGCCCCCUGGCUACAUCUUUGAGGAAACGGAUGCUUUGGGGCACAGGAUAUACAGGCCAGUUUCCCAGACAGGCUCUCUGCAGAGCAGCUGUUUUUCUGUAGGUGAUUCGGAAAACCCCAACCAGCGGGAGUUGGCAGUGUCAGCCUGAUUUUUAAAAAUCGUUACUUAGAAAUUGCACAAUACUUUUAAAAGCAGAUGAUUGAGAGUUAUUCAUUGGCCAAAAAAGAAUUCCCCAAAAUGGAAAAAAAAAAUAGUCUUCAUCAUCAUUUCCAGGACACUUGAAUAAAAUGAGAAUCGCUUGACUCAAGGAAAAUGACAUUUAAUCACUGGCUAAGUAUUCCCCUUAACCCUCCCUCUGCUGCCUCCCCCACUUGGGUCCUUUACCUUGUGCUGAUGGAAUCAAAGCUGGUCUCAAGGGUUUUUCUCUGAACCAGAAAUAUUUUAUUAAUUCAAUCAUUGUAUGAAUUGACAUUGUAAUUUACCCUUGCCAAGUAUGAAGUGCUGAAGAAUAAACUUUAUUUUGGGGGGAA